Messenger RNA from Aspergillus ruber CBS 135680, 1432 nucleotides. Its product is annotated as NAD(P)-binding protein. The transcript has 5 exons. The coding region runs from base 401 to 1153 and encodes 250 amino acids. Lineage: Eukaryota; Fungi; Ascomycota; Eurotiomycetes; Eurotiales; Aspergillaceae. The record is from RefSeq and is a predicted model, not a curated record.
CAUCAACUCCUCGCUGAUGGUAUUUUAUUCCUAUCAUACCACAAACAGUUACCACCUUUACAGUCACGGCAUCAUCAACAUUCUGCUAAUAAAUGACGCCCCACUAUUUACCCGAUCUGGAUAACGCAUUCUGAGCUUCUCCACUCCCGUGUCCAUGGGUUGGGUUGGAUACUUCGAGAGUGAUAUACUAUCCAGGUAGGUGGUAUAAUUCGAGAUGCACCGAUUUUCGAUAAUUGUCACAAUUGGGUCUCUUCAGGGAGGAUUUUCAGGAAUGGACAACAUGAUUCCGAACAUAAAUAAGAGAAACCUUCCUGGAGGGGUUCUUCCUCUUCAUCCUCACUACCUUUAACACAUCACCUUCCACACUUCGUCUCUUAUCUCUUCUCAAUACAUCACAGAAAUGUCUCUCCAAGGCCAAGUCGCUCUCAUCACUGGCGGCGCAAAGAACCUCGGCGCCGCAACCGCCCGCGAACUAGCCAACUCUGGCGCAUCCCUCGCCCUCCACUACAACUCGCCCAGCAGCAAGAACGACGCCGUCCAGCUCGAGUCGGAGCUCAAGCAGAAGCACCCCUCUGUCAAGAUAGCUUUUUACCAGGCCGAUCUGACGAGCGCCGGUGCUGUGGAGAAACUAUUCCAGGAUGUGCUGAAGGACUUUGGGAAGGUUGAUAUUGCCGUGAAUAAUGUGGGCAAGGUGUUGAAGAAACCUAUUACGGAGAUCAGUGAGGAGGAGUAUGAUGAGAUGUUUGCGAUCAACUCCAAGGCUGCUUUCUUCAUUCUGAAAGAAGCUGCUAAACAUGUUUCGGACGGUGGGAAGAUCAUCUCAGUUGUGACUGCGCUGCUGGGUGCUUUCACUAGUUUCUAUACCUCCUAUGCUGGUAGCAAGGCUCCAGUUGAGCACUUUACUCGCGGAGUGUGCAAGGAGCUUCAACCCCGUCGCAUCAGCGUCAACAACGUCGCUCCCGGUCCCAUGGAUACCCCCUUCUUCUACCCUCAAGAAUCCCCCGAAGCCGUCGAAUUUCACAAGUCCAACGGCCUGGGAGGCCGUCUCACCGAAGUCACCGACAUCGCCCCGAUAAUCAGAUUCCUGUGCACGGAGGGCGGAUGGAUCACGGGCCAAACACUCUUUGCAAAUGGAGGUUACACGACUCGGUAGAACUGAUUGCUGGUGAGGGCGUAGGCUGUGUAGACGGGACGCGCCGGAAUUUAUAUAUCUAGGACAGGUAUGGUAGAGAUGAUUCGUUAAUUAGAAUGAGCAAAUUGAAAUUUUAGCCAAUAAAUUUGAAGAUCCAAGUAUAUGUGCCCGAAUCCGUACCCAAUGACCAAUGUAUGGGACUGAUCGGUCGGGGAACCAUGGCUCAGGCGAACUGGUCCGAGAUUUUACGAUUGACAAACAUUGAUAAAGUAUAUAAAACUGCCAGAACGCGACAUAUAA